AUGGGUGCUACAUGUAGAGCAGGAUCUACACACCCUUCUGGAGCACUGGAAAAUAUAAAGUGUUACAGCAGAAACUCUCAGAACAGGGUAGACAAAGCUAUGUUUGCCUUAAGGAGAAAUGUAAAAGGUAAACUUUCUAUUCAUGUUAACACGACUUCAUAUGUAGCAGUAUAUGGCACGAAAGUGACACUAGAUUGUAAUGUAACGAGGGAUAAUAACUUAGAAGCUGCUCAUGUGUAUUGGACAAAAGUAUUUGACCGCGGUUUGAUACAGAUGAAUGCUGGUUAUCCUGGAACAGAAGGCAUGACAAUGGAAGAUCCUUCACUGACUAUUACUUUUCCAAAAUUUGACGAUACUGGUAUUCCUAAUGUUACAACUGAUAGCGCAAUGCAUGAAGUUGUAUACGGACAAAACAUUACUUUGGAAUGUGAUGUGACAUCCAUACCUGUGAACACCAAUGUGUACUGGCAGACGAUUAAAGAUGGUACAGUCACAAAUAUAACAUCAUUCAACCAUAAUGUUAAUGGAGUUACAAUAAUUCAGCCAUCCUUGACCAUUUUAAAAGCUACCAUGUCUGAUUCUGGGAUGUAUGCUUGUCCUGCAGAAAACUUGAUAGGAACUGGACAAAGCAAUUUUACAAAUCUGACGGUUGUUGGAGAAAUUCCAAGUGUAGAAGUUGGAUCUGCAUUUAAAACUGCAGAGUAUGGUAAUAACGUGACUCUUGACUGUAAUGUCACAUCAUUUCCUGCACACAUCUCUGUCUAUUGGCAACGGAUAUCAUCUGGUAUAACAACAAAUGUAACGUCUGAUUACUGCGAUAGAGCAUGUAUAGACGGUGUUACAGUUAUCAACCCUUCGUUGACGAUAUUAAAGGCUAAGACAUCUGAUUCUGGGCUGUAUACCUGUUAUAUCACCAAUCAAGUAGGAACGGGACAAAGUGCAGCGGUCAAUUUGACAAUUAUUGGAGAUAUUCCGAAUGUAGAAGUUGGAUCUACCACUCAAAUCGUGGAAUAUGGAAGUAAUGUGAUACUCGACUGUCAUGUCACAUCAUUUCCUGCACACACAUCUGUUUAUUGGCAACGGAAGUCAAAUGGUUUAACAACAAACUUUACGGCUGAUAAAUUUAGUUCUGAAGAUGUAUCUACAUUAAAUCAUUCUUUGACAAUAUCACUUGCUAAACCAUCCGACACAGGACUGUAUACUUGCUAUGCCGUCAAUAUAGUUGGAACAGGACGCAGUAAAGCAAUUAAUUUGACUAUUAUUGGAGGUAUUCCAAAUGUUACAAUUGACGAGACUAGUUAUAAUGUUGAGUAUGGUCAGCCAAUUACUAUUGAAUGUAAAAUUACAUCGAUUCCUGCCUAUACGAACAUAUACUGGGAAAAAGAUAUAGGAGGCAUUACCACAAAUAUAACAUCUGAUUCUACUGUUAUGGAUAGCGUUGCCUUUACUACUACUUCAAUAUCGAUACCAAAGGCUAUUACAGCAGAUUCAGGAAUGUAUACAUGUUUCGCUGUCAAUAUUGCUGGAACUGGACACAGUGGUUCUGUUAACUUAACAGUUCAUGGAGAUAUUCCAAGUGUAGAAGUUGGAUCUACGUUAAAAGUUGCAGAGUAUGGUAAAAACGUUACUCUCGACUGUAAUGUCACAUCAUUUCCUGCACACAUCUCUGUCUAUUGGCAACGGAUAUCAUCUGGUAUAACAACAAAUUUAACGUCUAAUUACUGCAAUAGAGCAUGUAUAGACGGUGUUACAGUUCUUAAUCCUUCGUUGACGAUAUUAAAGGUUAAAACAUCUGAUUCUGGACUGUAUACCUGUUAUAUCACCAAUAAAGUAGGAACGGGACAAAGUGCAGCGGUCAACUUGACAAUUGUUGGAGGUAUUCCAAAUGUUAGAAUUGACGAGACUUCAUAUACUAUUGUAUAUGGCCAGGCAAUCACUAUUAAGUGUAAAAUUACAUCGAUUCCAGCCUAUACCAACAUAUACUGGGGAAAAGAGAUAAGAGGCAAUACCACAAAUAUAGCAUCUGAUUCUACGUUAAUGGAAAGCGUUACUUUAACUACUACUUCACUAUCAAUACCAAGAGCUAUCCCAGCAGAUUCUGGAAUGUAUACGUGUUACGCUGCUAAUAUUGCUGGAACCGGUCAAAGUGAUUCUGUUAAUUUGACAGUUUAUGGAGGAAUUCCUUAUGUGUACACUGAAUCUGAUUUUUAUGAAAUCCUCUAUGGUCAUAAUCAUACGAUUAUAUGCAGAGUAAAUGCUGUUCCUGUUUUCACUAAAAUUUAUUGGCAAAAGAUAUCUAAUGGUACUACAACGAAUAUAACCUCUAACAGUCCUGGUAUCGAUGGUGCUAGGAUAACUAGACCAUCGUUAACGAUAUUAAAAGCUGCUCCAUCUGAUGCAGGACAGUAUAUAUGUAUUGCUGAGAAUGUUGCUGGAAUAGGGCAGAGCAAUUCAAUUAAUUUAACAGUUUUAGGGGAGGAAAAUUAUCCAAUUGUUGGUAUACAAUUAGACAGAUAUACAGUGAAGUUCGGUGAGUCACUCACAAUCAAGUCUUUUGUACAAACAAAUGACGAAUUCCCAGUGCGAAGUGUACAUUGGCAGUAUAUUAAUAAUGAUGUGCUAACGACAAUAGAAGCAGGUUCUCACGGCAUAGCUGGAAGUCAGAUUGAAACUCCAUCUCUCACUAUUGCAACGGUCACUACAUCUGAAUCAGGACUUUACACGUGUUUUGCGACCAAUGAUAUAGGAACAGGGAUCAGUAAACCUAUCAACGUCACUGUUGUUGGAGGUCUUCCAAUAGUGAGUGUGAGAGACAAAAAGUACGUUUCAAUGUACAGUCAUCAAGUUAUAUUGUCUGCUGUCGUAAAAUCUGAUCCACCAGUCAGAUUUGUUUACUGGGAAAAAAUUGUCGAAGGAAGGAGAAGUAUCAUAAAUCAUGGCGCUGUGGGAACUAUUGGUGUUACCCCUGAUAACCCCUCAUUAACAGUAACAUACAGUACCAAAGCAGAUAUUGGAGCAUACAGAUGUUUCGCCACGAAUGACGUUGGAACAAGUCGUGGUGACAUUAUAAGUCUACAAGUAACUGGAGAGAGCCCAACUGUGUUUGUUCCAUUUUAUACGAUAUCAGUCGAUUUUGGUGCCGAAAUGAACCUUUCGUGCAAUGUUGACUCGUCAUUGCCUAUAACAAUUGUUUAUUGGGAGAAAAUGAUCAAUGGUAUUAGGUCUAGAAUAAACUAUGGGACCGUUGGUACUACCGGCAUUAAUGCAAAUAAUCCGUCGUUAACAAUUCUUUAUUCGACAAGUGCUGAUUCUGGAUCUUACUCAUGCUUUGCAGGAAAUGCAGUUGGGAUAAGUCAUAGUUCGACGAUAAAUGUAACUGUUGUAGGGGGAAUGCCAGCUGUUUCUAUAGGGUCUUUGUACUAUAAAACAAUUUAUGGUCAAGAAGUAAAACUAGAGUGUAAAAUUACUGCAUAUCCGUCUGUUACAUCAGUCUACUGGCAAAAGACCACCGGCGAUGUUAUUACAACUCUUAAUGAAGGGUCUUUAGGAACCAAGGGAAUAAAUAUUACCAUGCCAUCUUUAAUAAUUUUGUUUCCUACGACUGCAGAUUCUGGAAGUUAUAUGUGUUUUGCAUCUAACAGGGCAGGUACACAAACAAGUAUGGCAGUGCAAUUGAGUGUAGAAGGCGACAUACCUGUUGUGACAGUAAGAUCCCCACAGUAUACAGCUCACUAUGGGGAUACCGUAACUUUGGAAUGCGAUGUAAAUGCUUAUCCACUACCUCAAAAGAUUUUUUGGCAUAAAACAGUAAAUGGAAUGAUAAUAGGUAUUUCAGAUGGAUUUGCAGGAACACAGGGGAGUAAACUAAGCACUCCUUCACUUACAAUAAUUUUUGCUUCCUCAGCUGACACGGGACGAUACACCUGUAUUGCACAAAAUGCAGCGGGAGUAGGUCACAGCAAAUCAACCAUGUUAAAGAUACUAGCAGAUAUUCCAGAAGUCAAGGUGUCACGCGAAUCUUACCAAACAGGCAUUGGGUUUUCAAUAACUCUGGUAUGUCGUAUAUCAAAAGCUAUUCCUGAAGUUUCACGGGUGUAUUGGCAACGGUAUAAAAAUAAUGCUACCACCGUGCUAACAUCUGGCUCUUUAGGUAUUGAGGGAGUCAAACCUGACUUCCCGUCAUUGACAAUAGCUUCUGCUAAAGAAUCCAUGUCCGGAGAAUACACAUGUUUUGCCAUGAAUUCUGUUGGAACAGGAAGCAGCUUUCCCACAUUUUUGAAAGUUGCAGCUGGAAUAACUCCAUCACCUGUGAUAAGUGCCUCAGAGGAAGAAGAAGAUGACAAUACUGACACUAUUUUGGAAGGCGUACUAGGUUCCAUCGGUGCAUUAACAGCAAUUGUAGCCACCAUAAUUGCCGUCAGGGAACACAUGAAAAGGAAGAAGAAAAAUAUAGAGGCUGGCUCUCGCUUACGCCGGAAGGACAGCAGAGAUAUAAUAGCUACCGAUCAAGUUAAUCUCGAGUUUCAUGGAAAACGCAAUUCUACGAAAGCCGGUCGAUAA
Mytilus trossulus (common blue mussel) is the source of this 4560-nucleotide messenger RNA. Its product is annotated as hemicentin-1-like. NCBI's taxonomy places the organism in Eukaryota, Metazoa, Mollusca, Bivalvia, Mytilida, Mytilidae. The coding region runs from base 1 to 4560 and encodes 1519 amino acids. The transcript has 20 exons. The record is from RefSeq and is a predicted model, not a curated record.